UGACUACUUGACUCCUCCUCCUCCUCCAUGUGACUGAUCACAUGACUGUGACAUCAUUACAGGUCCUGUCCUACAAGGCUCCUGUACAGCUCAGAGGGUGAAGGAUCCUGGCUGACCAGGUCGUCCAGCAAGUCUGUCCAUUCAAGUCCACAGUGGGGGUGGGGGGUGAAGAUCCAAAUGAGCCGACGGGCCCCAUUUGCAAAAGAAGAGGAUACGAGAGAGAAAGCCUCCGGCAACUCCGUUCAGAGUCUACCCUGGCGAUUUUUACAGCAUUUCAACAUCUGUCCUGAUCAAUAGAAGAUGGAGAAAGAGAGGAACAAGAUGGCCGACAGGAUAAUAAACCUCACCCUACAGAUACUCUUCCGGCUUACUGGAGAGGAUUACACAGUAGUGAAGAAGUCCUCUAGUGGGCACUGUCGGACCCCUGUGUGUGAAGGAUGGGGAAGAACCCUGAGUCCAAUCCCGGGGCCCCCACCUCACUCCCUGAUACAUGAAGAAAUGGAGGAACAGAAGAUUCUAGAACUCAUCAAGAUGAUGGAGCUGCUGACUGGAGAGGUUCCUAUAAGGUGUCAAGACGUGGCGGUCUAUUUCUCCAUGGAGGAGUGGGAGUAUGUAGAAGGACACAAGGAUCAGUACAAGGAUCAGGUUAUGAUGGAGGAUCAGCAGCCCCUCACAUCACCAGAUGGAGUCAUGUAUAGAAAUCCACCCGAGAGGUGUCCCCGUCCUCUGUAUUCCCAGGACUGUCCAGCGGGAAAUGUCCCAGAGAACAUUCAGGGUGAAGAACUGAUCAAUAUUAAGGUUGAUGUAAAAGAUGAAGAAGAGGAGAUGGAUUCCUGGGCCAAUCAUCAGUAUGGAGUCAUGGAUAGAAAUCCACCCGAGAGGUGUCCCCGUCCUCUGUAUUCCCAGGACUGUCCAGAAAAUCUGAUUAAUAUUAAGGUUGAAGUUAAAGAGGAAUCAGAAGAGGAGACGGAUUUCAUGGUCGAUCAGUAUGGAGUCAUGUAUAGAGAUCCACCCGAGAGGUGUCCCCGUCCUCUGUAUUCCCAGGACUGUCCAGAGGGAAAUGUUCCAGAGAAGCAUCAGGGGGGAGAUCUGACUAAUAAUAAAGUGGAGGAUGAAGAAGAGAGGAUGAGGGGCCAUCACCCGUGUAUGAGGGAAGUGAAGGAGGAAAUUCCAGGAGGUGUUACCCCAGAAAACCCCAAAUGUGAUGAAGAUGUGAUGUUAUCGCUGAAUUAUAAAGAUGAAGAUACCAUGCAGCGCUACUCAGGAGAAGAUCAUACACCACAACCUGUACUACAUCCAGGACAUCACAGUACAGAUCUAUCAUACAAUUCGCCAGAUCAUCAGGAACCUUCUCCCGACCAAUCACAGGUUGUUACCACAAGGACAGAGCAGAAAGGGGGGGAAAGGUUUCCAUGUGAUGAAUGUGGAGAAGAGUUUACAAAUAGAUCUACAUUUUUAAUUCACAGAAGAAGUCACACAGGAGAGAUGCUAUAUUCAUGCUCUGAAUGUGGGAAAUGUUUUACAUGUAAAUCAAAGCUUGUUAUACAUGAGAGAAUUCACACAGGAGAGAAGCCUUAUUCGUGUUCAGAAUGUGGGAAAUGUUUUAUAAAUCAAUCAACUCUAGUUAGACAUGAGAGAAUUCACACUGGAGAAAAGCCGUAUUCGUGUUCAGAAUGUGGGAAAUGUUUUACAAGUAAAUCAGGUCUUAUUAGACAUGCGAGAAUUCACACAGGAGAGAGGCCGUAUUCAUGCUCAGAAUGUGGGAAAUGUUUUACAAGUAAAUCAGAUCUUGUUAUCCAUGAGAGAAUUCACACAGGAGAGAAGCCAUAUUCAUGUUCAGAAUGUGGGAAAUGUUUUAUAGAUCAAUCAAAUCUUCUUAGACAUGAAAGAAAUCACACAGGAGAGAAGUCAUUUUCAUGUUUAGAAUGUGGGAAAUAUUUUCCAAGUAAAUCAGAUCUUGUUAUGCAUGAGAGAAUUCAUACAGGAGAGAAACCAUAUUCAUGUUCAGAAUGUGGGAAAUGUUUUACUGUAAAAUCUCAGCUUGUUGCACAUAAGAGAACUCACACAGGAGAGAAGCCAUAUUCGUGUUCAGAAUGUGGGAAAUGUUUUACAGAUAAAUCAACCCAUAUUAGACAUGAAAGAAGUCACACAGGAGAGAAGCCGUAUUCAUGCUCAGAAUGCGGCAAAUGUUUUACAAGUAAAUCAUAUCUUGUUACACAUGAGAGACGUCACACAGGAGAGAAGCCAUGUUCAUGUUCAGAAUGUGGGAAAUGUUUUACAGAUAAAUCUGCUCUGGCUAGACAUGAGAGAAUUCACACAGGCGAGAAGCCACAUUCAUGCUCAGAAUGUGGGAAAUGUUUUACAAGUAAAUCAGAUCUUGCUAGACAUAAGAAAAUUCACAUGAGAACAGUAGUGAAGAAGUCCUCUAGUGGGCGCUGUCGGGCCCCUGUGUGUGAAGGAUGGGGAAGAACCCUGAGCCCAAUCCCGGGGCCCCCACCUCACUCCCUGAUACAUGAGGAAAUGGAGGAACAGAAGAUCCUAGAACUGAUCAACAAGAUGGUGGAGCUGCUGACUGGAGAGGUUCCUAUAAGGUGUCAGGACGUGGCGGUCUAUUUCUCCAUGAAGAAGUGGGAGUUUGUAGAAGGACACAAGGAUCAGUACAAGGUUCAGGUGAUGAUGGAGGAUCAGCAGCCCCUCACAUUAGCAGAUGGAGUCGUGGAUAGAUAUUCACCCGAGAGGUGUCCCCGUCCUCUGUAUUCCCAGGACUGUCAAGAGGGAAAUGUCCCAGAGAAGCAUCAGGGUGAAGAUCUGAUUGAUAUUAAGGUUGAGGUUAAAGAUGAAGAAGAGGAGAUGGAUUUCUGUACCGAUCAGCAGUAUGGAGUCAUGGAUAGAAAUCCACCUGAGAGGUGUCCCCGUCCUCUGUAUUCACAGAACUGUCCAGAAAAUCUGAUUAAUAUUAAGGUUGAGGUUAAAGAUGAAUCAGAAGAGGAGACGGAUUUCUGGGCCAAUCAGCAGUAUGGAGUCAUGGAUAGAUAUACACCCGAGAGGUGUCCCCGUCCUCUGUAUUCCCAGGACUGUCCAGAGGGAAAUGUCCCAGAGAAGCAUCAGGGGGGAGAUCUGACUAAUAAUAAAGUGGAGGAUGAAGAAGAGAGGAUGAGGGGCCAUCACCCGUGUAUGAGGGAAGUGAAGGAGGAAAUUCCAGGAGGUGUUACCCCAGAAAAUCCCAAAUGUGAUGAAGAUGUGAUGUUAUCGCUGAAUUAUAAAGAUGAAGAUACCAUGCAGCGCUACUCAGGAGAUCAUACACCACAACCUGUACUACAUCACAGUACAGAUCUAUCAUACAAUCCGCCCGAUCAUCAGGAACCUUCUCCCGACCAAUCACAAGUUGUUACCACAAGGACACAAGAGCAGAAAGGGGGGAAGUGUUCAGAAUGUGGGAAAUGUUUUUCACGUAAAUCAGCUCUUGUUAUGCAUGAGAGAACUCACACAGGAGAGAAGCUGUAUCCAUGCUCAGAAUGUGGGAAAUGUUUUACAAAUCCAUCAAGUCUUGUUAAACAUGAGAAAAUUCACACAGGGGAGAAGCCAUAUUCAUGUCCAGAAUGUGAAAAAUGUUUUACAGAUAAAUCUGCUCUGGCUAGACAUAAAAGGAUUCACACAGGGGAGAAGCCUCAUUCAUGUUCAGAAUGUGGGAAAUGUUUCAUAGAGAAAUCAAAGCUUGUUUUACAUGAGAGAAUUCACUCGGGAGAGAAGCCGUAUUCAUGUUCAGAGUGUGGGAAGUGUUUUAUAGAGAAAGCGCAGCUUGUUGCACAUAAGAGAGUUCAUACAGGAGAGAAGCCGUAUUCAUGCCCAGAAUGUGGGAAAUAUUUUACAAGUAAAUCAUAUCUUGUUACACAUGAGCGACAUCACACAGGAGAGAAGCCAUGUUCAUGUUCAGAAUGCGGGAAAUGUUUUACAGUUAAAUCUGCUCUGGCUAGACAUGAGAGAAUUCACACAGGAGAGAAGCCGUAUUCAUGUUCAGAAUGUGGGAAGCGUUUUAUAGAGAAAGCCCAGCUUGUUACACAUGAGAGAGUUCAUACAGGAGAGAAGCCGUAUUCAUGCCCAGAAUGUGGGAAAUGUUUUACACGUAAAUCAUAUCUUGUUACACAUGAGAGAAGUCACACAGGAGAGAAGCCGUUUUCAUGUUCAGAAUGUGGAAAGCAUUUUAUAAAGAAAGCCCAGCUUGUUACACAUGAGAGAGUUCAUACAGGAGAGAAGCCGUAUUCAUGCCCAGAAUGUGGAAAAUGUUUUACACGUAAAUCAUAUCUUGUUACACAUGAGAGAAGUCACACAGGAGAGAAGCCGUUUUCAUGUUCAGAAUGUGGGAGAUGUUUUAGCAAUAAAUCAUAUCUUGUUAGACAUGCGAGAAUUCACACAGGAGAGAAGCCGCAUUCAUGUACAAAAUGUGGGAAAUGUUUUACAAGUAAAGCAGAUCUUGCUAGACAUGAGAGAAGUCACAUGAGAGAUUACAUAGUAGUUAAGAAGUCGUCUAUUGGACGCUGUUGGACUCCCGUGUGUGAAGGAUGGGAAAAAACCCUGAGGCCAAUCCCGGGGCCCCCACCUCACUCCCUGAUACAUAAGGAAACAUAUGAACAGAAGAUCCUAGAACUCAUCAAAAAGAUGAUGGAGCUGCUGACUGGAGAGGUUCCUAUAAGGUGUCAGGACGUGGCGGUGUAUUUCUCCAUGGAGGAGUGGGAGUAUGUAGAAGUACACAAGGAUCAGUACAAGGAUCAGGUGAUGAUGGAGGAUCAGCAGCCCCUCACAUCAGCAGUCAGAUCCAGUAAGAGAACAGCAGCAGAGAGGUGUCCCCGUCCUCUUCUUCCACAGGAUGAUCAGGGAGAAGAUCUGAACAAUAUUAAUUCUACAAAAACCAAUGUGAGCGGCGAUGAGCAGUAUAAGGAGGACAUUCCGAAAGGGAAAGAUCUGAUCUAUAUUAAUGCUACAGACAUAAGGGAAGGAGAAGAAACAGAUGUGAUCAGUGAUGAGCAGUAUAAGGAGGACAUUCCGAAAGGGAAAGAUCUAAUCUAUAUUAAUGCUACAGACAUAAGGGAAGAAGAGACAGACGUGAGCGGUGAUAAGCAGUAUAAGGAGGACAUUCCUACAGAGAAAGAUCUGAUCUAUAUUAAUCCUACAGACAUAAAGGAAGCAGAAGAGAAAGAUGUGAGCAGUGAUGUGCAGUAUAAGGAGGACAUUCUUACAGUGAAAGAUCUGAGCUAUAUUAAUCCUACAGACAUAAAGAAAGAAGAAGAAAAGACAGAUGUGAUCAGUGAUGAGCAGUAUAAGGAGGACAUUUCUACAGAGAAAGAUCUGAUCUAUAUUAAUGCUACAGACAUAAAGGAAGAAGAAGAAAAGACAGAUGUGAUCAGUGAUGAGCAGUAUAAGGAGGGCAUUUCUACAGAGAAAGAUCUGAUCUAUAUUAAUGCUACAGAUGUGAGCGGUGAUGAGCAGUAUAUGGAGGACAUUCCUACAGGGAAAGAUCUGAUCUAUAUUAAUGCUACAGAUGUGAGCAGUGAUGAGCAGUAUAUGGAGGACAUUCCUACAGGGAAAGAUCUGAUCUAUAUUAUUGCUACAGGUAUAAGGAAAGAAGAAGAGACAGAUGUGAGCGGUGAUGAGCAGUAUAAGGAGGACAUUCCUACAGAUGACUGUACCAGGAGAUCAGAGGAGAAUCUUAUAUCUUCAUAUUAUAAAGCAGAUGAUGAUAUCACACAAGAUACAUAUGAAGAACAUUCCAUUAUCCCAGAUACACCCUCAGCCCUUCACAGCCAGGUCCUGUCUUCUGAUCCAUCACAGACUGUUAUGCAAAAUAAGGAGAAGCCAUUUUCAUGUCCAGAAUGUGGGAAAUAUUUUACUGAGAAAGAACAGCUUAUAAGACAUCAAAGUAUUCACAUGGGAGAAAAGCCAUUUUCAUGUCCAGAAUGUAGGAAAUGUUUUAUUCGGAAAUCACAUCUCCUUCAACAUCAAAGAACUCACACAGGAGAGAAGCCAUUUUCAUGUGCAGAAUGUGGGAAAUGUUUUAUUCGGAAAUCACAUCUUGUUCAACAUCAAAGAACUCACUCAGGAGAGAAGCCAUUUUCAUGUGCAGAAUGUGGGAAAUGUUUUAUUGAGAAAAAUAAACUUCUCAUACAUCUAAGAACUCACACAGGGGAGAAACCUUUUUCAUGCUCACAAUGUGGGAAAUGUUUUAUUCAGAAAUCACAUGUUGUUAAACAUCAAAGAAUUCACACAGGAGAGAAGCCAUUUUCAUGUUCAGAAUGUGGGAAACGUUUUAUUGAGAAAUCGCCACUUAUCAGACAUACAAGAAUUCACACAGGAGAGAAGCCAAUUCCAGGCAAUAAAUGACACAGAUAACACAUCUAUAUAUUAUCCAUGUACAUAGGAUAUCUGACAUUUAUACAUAUAUCAUAUACUGCAUCUCCAAACUUGUUCCCAAUUGUUAAUAAAAGUUUUCUUUUAGAACGUAGUCACCGAUCCAGCGAUGUCAUCACUAUAGUUUACAUGGUAGGAGAAGAGUGUGAUAUAUGGUUGUGAUAUUCACUGCUCCUCAUGGAGAAGACCCAACAGGCAUAAUCCAUGGGGAGCUGCUACUGGAGACCCAAACACCUCAGAGAGAAGGGACUUAUUCCAGUGAUGAAGAAUUCCAGGACAUGACCAGAUUAGAGACACAAAAUCACUUCUAUCUUCUGGCUUCUAGGACAUUAUUCUGAUGGAAGAACUUUACACAUUAUAAAAAGUCCUAUAGGUGUUGGGGAACAUUUAUAGACAAUUGUUGGCCCCGGCUGUCAUGGCGUACCAUAGGCCCCUGCCUCCAUAUGUGUUUGCUCUUUCAUCCGCUGAUCACUGAGUCUUUGAGUCUGUGUUC
Hyla sarda is the source of this 6895-nucleotide messenger RNA. RefSeq lists its product as uncharacterized. Lineage: Eukaryota; Metazoa; Chordata; Amphibia; Anura; Hylidae. The transcript has 24 exons. Bases 301 to 6375 code for a protein of 2024 amino acids. The record is from RefSeq and is a predicted model, not a curated record. Gene Ontology annotation, biological process: regulation of DNA-templated transcription.